Molecule: messenger RNA, 357 nt
Organism: Mucor velutinosus
Lineage: Eukaryota; Fungi; Mucoromycota; Mucoromycetes; Mucorales; Mucoraceae
Exons: 1
Coding region: 1-357 (118 amino acids)
Molecular function (GO): GTP binding; GTPase activity
Source: RefSeq, a predicted model, not a curated record
AUGCUAAUCCCAAUAUUGUCAUCAUGUCGGUUGGCAAUAAAGGUGAAUUUGAGUGAAUCGAGUCGCCUAGUGAGUACAGAACACGGUGGCGCAUUGGCAGAGCAUGAGGGCUUUUUAUUUGUAGAGACAUCUGCAUUGAAUGCUACCAAUGUGGACAAGGCUUUCUCCACUAUAUUCGAUACCAUUCACAGCAGCUUGCCAAAGAAACAAAACAAUGCUCAAGAACAACUGAGCCGACCUUCACUAGGCGAGAAGAUUCAAUUGAGACCCUCAAGUGUUAGAGGUGGGCAUGGUGGUAUACAUGGACAAAGCUCGAGAACAACAGCAGCAGCAAAAGAAGGAGGAGGAUGCUGUUGA